This is a messenger RNA of Syngnathoides biaculeatus (alligator pipefish), 5839 nucleotides long. RefSeq names its product netrin g2a (gene ntng2a). NCBI's taxonomy places the organism in Eukaryota, Metazoa, Chordata, Actinopteri, Syngnathiformes, Syngnathidae. Bases 946 to 4836 code for a protein of 1296 amino acids. The transcript has 13 exons. The record is from RefSeq and is a predicted model, not a curated record.
GGCAGACGCUCUGUGUCAAAAUAAGGCCCAAGAGAAGCUUUUAACCUUCUGUGACUUUCGCAGAACUCUUACUUUGACGCUCACAUUUUUUGGGGGGGACUCGAGUCAGACCCCGGGUCUUGAAUUUGAUGACUCCAGACUUGGACGGGAACAGCGAUGACUCGGGACUCCACGUGGACUUGAACUGUAAUCACUUGAAAAGACUUGCUAUGUUGACAAAAGCACUGCGAAACAAACACUUUGUAGCUUUCCCUUGUUUUACCCCAGGAAAAGUGUCCUUGACCAUUAACGCUGUGUGUGCUUGGUUUCAGAAACAAAACAACACUCAGAACAAAGAACAUUCACGCAAUAGGGACAAUUCUCUCAAAGGGUCACAGAUGUCCAAGAUGCAGAAUCUUCUUCGUUUAGAACAGGGAGGAGUGCGUCAGGGCCCCCCUCCCCCCCACAGACACAGUGGCCUUCUUACCCGUUGGGGGUUCCCGUUCUAGACCAGUGCAAUUACAAUUGUGCAAAGGGAGCAGGUUAAGGUCACCCAUCGUGCGAUAGUCUACGCGCUACAUUACUAACCCUAAUUGGACCAGCAGGAUAUGAGGCUGUGUCUCAACAACAGCGAAAAGGAGAAGAUAGUAGGUUCGCUGCCGAAGAAUCUAAGGACUUCAUUGCCAGAGGGGGAAAAACUAUUUGAACGCCUGCUACUUUUGACUCGCAUGGAUCGGUAGCGCUCAUCCGACGGAAGGAGCCGGAAGAGCUGUUGAGGGUGCGGAAGGAUCCUGCCUGCUCUGGACCGAGUUCAAAAGUGGGUAGAGUGGUGCCGACAAUCCAUUCAUCGGUCGUGAUCGUCCGUUGCGGUCGGUCAUGAAGGAACCAGAAUGGACAUGUUGGUGAAGGGAACAGGGCUGAGGAAGGAACCUUGAGGGACAGACGGUGGUGGACUUUGUAAAAAGAAUGGAAAUGGAAGUACCGAACACUGUUUUCCCGAAGAGGCGGGAACAUUGGGUGACCCGCAAGAGCGGAGGUAGAAGCACGCAGGAAAACCCGUACUUGUGCAGCGAUGAGUGUGACGCGUCCAGUCCGGACUUGUCGCACCCGCCUCAGCUGAUGGGGGACCGGGAGAGGGGCGGACUCAUCACGUACUGGCAGACAGUCACCUGGUCCAAGUAUCCCGAGCCGCUACUGGCCAACAUCACGCUGUCCUGGAACAAAAGUCUGGAGGUGGUGGAUGACUUGGUAGUCAGCUUUGAAUACGGACGCCCCACCAGCAUGGUGCUCGAGAAGUCCACGGACCGAGGGCUGACGUGGCAGCCGUACCAGUUCUAUGCCGAUGACUGCAUGGAGACGUUUGGCAUGCCGCCCAAGCUCGUCUCUGACUUGGCGCCCAGCAACGUCACAAGGGUCAUCUGCACGGAGCGGUACUCCAGAUGGGUGGGCGCCAAGGAGGAGAAGACGGUGGUGUUUGAGGUUGGAGCUCGCUUACGCGUGUUUGCGGGCCCCAAAUUCCUGAACGUGGAUGCGUUGUACACGCGGCUGCAGAGCAGCAAAGCGCUGCGAGACUUCUUCACCUUCACGAAUCUUCGCCUUAGACUCCUGCGACCGGCUCUUGGCGGGACUUAUGUCCAGAGAGAUAACCUGCUCAAAUACUUCUAUGCCAUCUCCAACAUCGACGUACCUGCCAGGUGUAAAUGCAACCUGCAUGCAUCUCGUUGCGCGCUACGCGAUGCCACGCUGAUGUGUGACUGUCAACAUAACACGAGCGGACAAGACUGCCAGCGCUGCAAUGCCGGGUUUGAGUCCCGCAACUGGAUGCCCGGGAGCUUCCUGCCUUUGCCCCGUGGGACUGCCAACGCUUGUGAAGCAGAAGAAACGACACCCAUGGCCGAUGACUCUGACCGAAGUUCUGCUUCAGCACGUGGGAUCACUGACACUUAUUCGACUUCCACUAUCGACACGUCUUCUAAAUUUAUGACUUUGACUUUUGAUACUACGAAUGACCUUAGUGGUACUCGGACUGCUUCGUCAACUGCAACGAUGGGUUCUUUAGACACGACCGAUACUUCCUCGACUUCUCCCACAGACUCUUCUAUUUCUAGUUUUGCUACUUGGAAUUUUGGCUCUCCUGCUGACUUUAGCGGCCCGUGGACUACUUCUGCAAUUGAAACUGUUCCUCCUGCGGAUAUAACAGAUACUACUAUUGACUUGUCUACUUCUGCGUGGACUCCAGGGGGUUCUGCUGUUGACAUGUCUAGCUCUUACAGCUCAGGAACGGACAGCUCUGUGACUGACAGUCUUAUGAUUUACAGUUCUGGUACAGACAGUUUUACACCGUACCCUGUCACAGUUUUGACAAAGGACAAAGAUAUGAGUUUUUCCUCUACUGUUUUGGACUCUACAAGCCUAAAGUGGGGAACCAGUGACUUAGCAUCAGGAGGGGGUGUUAGCGUUCCUCCGGUGGUUCCUGCUGUUGGCACCUCUGGUGUCCGCCUGCGUUUAGACAUUAGCGGUCCAACGGUACCAAGUGGCACUAGAGCGACCUCCAAUAUCAAGACUGACUCUCAGGUGUCUAUUUCCGGCCCAGUGACUCCACCCCCCGACAAGACAGACUUUGUCCCCUUGUGGACGUCCACCACCAGCUACUCACCUUCAAGAUCAAGUUCCUGGAUGUCUGACAUAAUUCCAUCCAAUGGAACGGUCGUUUCCAGAGAUAAUCCACGUCCUCGGACUUCUACUGCUGGAGAUCCUGAAGUGACACCAGGAACUUCUAAUGGACCUCCUCCUGUAGGCUCUCCUACUGAUGACCUGAUCCCCAUUGAAGCUUCUGAUGGACUUCUUCCUGAUACUUCUCCCAAUAAUUUAACUCCCACUCUCGAGGGACUUCUUCCUGACAGACCUUCUAAGCUACCCUCCACCUAUCUAUCUCCUCUUGACACAACCAUACUUGGGAUACCGACCCCUGAUGUAGCCUCUGUUGAUGUCCCUCCAGAAAUCGAGUCCGCCAAAAUAAAUGUUCCACCUGCCGAUGCAGCUCCAUUUGAUAGACCGCUUGCCAAGCAACCAAAUCGUGAAGAUGGAACCACCCCGAAACUUUUCGACCAAAUUGCGCCGUCUGACAGAUCUCCUCCAGACACAGCUUUGGCCAAAGCAGCUCCUGCGGAUGGAACGCCAAGUGAUAGAACACCGCUGAAAACAUUUCGGCCAAAUUCAUAUCCUGAUGCAACUUCUGAUAGCGUGGCUCCUGACAGCCCCUCUUCUGAUGUAACUCCUUCCUUGGGUGAACCCUCUUCUGAAGUACUUUCUCCUGAGGUGGGCUCCCCAUAUUCUGAUGCUGCACUUAGCAUACCUUCUUCACAAGUUGAGGAAAUUGCACAGGACAAGCAACCAAUUGCAGCGGAUUUGUCAGAGCCUACUGCAGCCUUGGCCCCAGUCGAUUUCACCUUCCCUUUUUCAGAAGAUCAGGAUUCCACUGCCCCAGGAAGAGAAGACUCAAAUCUAGAUAUUGGAUUAGGUUCUAUUAAUUCUGAUUUCACUGCCUCUGAAACAGAAAAGUCAAAUCUGGAUCCUAGACCUGAUUCAGUAGACCAGGAUUCCACUGGACUCAGAACACCUCCUAAAAGAGAAGAUUCAACUCCAGACUGGGGAUUUGAGUCAGCAGAUCUGGAUUCCAAUAGCCCUGGAACACCAGCUGGAAUGGAAGUUUUAAAUCCCAAUUCUAGAAUGGAUUUAACAGAUCAGGACAACACUACACCUGGAACACGUCCUGGAACAGAAGACUCUAAUCCAGAUUCUGGAUUGAAUUCAUUCGAUCGGGAUUCCACUGCACCAUUAACACCUAUUCAAAUAGAAAUUCCCAAUCCGGAUUCUGGAGGUGAGAGUCGUUUGGAUUCUAAAACAGGCCAAACAAGAGAUCGAAGCCCUCAGGAACCCGAAGCACAGUUUUCAGAAUCCAGCCCUAAAAUUCCUGAGCAGAAAUCAGGCCCCGAUUCUCCUGAAAAUUCCGACAAACCAAGAGAGGAUUCUUCCUUGGCAACUAAGCAGGGAGAACAAGGGUCAGAGACGUGGAGAAAAGAGGAGAAAACCAGUGAAAAAGUUGUGGAGUCCAAAGAGGAAGACCUUCUAAACGAAAGAGAGCAGAAAGAAAAGAAAGAUGAGAAGACAAUGAAAGAGAAAAGAGAAAACGAAGACAAUGCCAAUAGAGACGAGAAAGAGGAAAAACGCUACGAGAAAAAAGUGACUCAGAAGAUUUUGAUCCCGGGCAGUGCGGUGAGCAGCAAACUUUCCCAAAUCGCAUACGUCACCUUCCAGGAGUGCGAGUGCAACGGCCACUCGAACCGCUGCAGCUUCAUGGACUUCCUCAACGUUGUGACGUGCGUGAGCUGCAAACACAACACCAGAGGGCACCGCUGCCAACACUGUCGUCUCGGUUACUAUAGGAACCAUCUGCUACCGCUAGAUCACCAGGAUGUUUGUGUGGAGUGCGAUUGCGACACUGUCGGCAGCCGGUCCAGACACUGCGCCGCCUCGGGGGUGUGUCAGUGCAGGGAGGGCGCCGGCGGGAGGCGCUGCGACCGAUGUCUGCCCGGAUACGCCCGAAGAGGAGGCGGGGUCGGAUGCACAGCCAACGUGUGCGACCAGUCUCAGUCGUGUCAGAACGGCGGCACGUGCGUGGACUUCCGACGCUGCGAGUGUGCCGGCAACUUUGCAGGUGUGUACUGCGAACAGCGCGUGUGUCCGAAGAACAGCGGUUGCCUUGACGACAACACAAGCGCCGCCUCGCAACCGCUGACCUCACGGCUCGGCCUCCCGCUGACCCUCAGCCUGCUCGCCGCUGUCAUCUUUCCGUGACGCGACGGAACCGAGCCUGCGGGCGGCCCGAAUGUUAUUGUCAUUUCCUUGUUUUCACUUGUCGACUGCGACUUUUUUUUCGUUUUCUACUGUCAUUGUUGACGUUUCUUUUUUUGGGUCGGGGAGACCGACUUUGUGCCUGUGUUGAAAAUCCUCUUGAAAUUGAUUCCAGCAUGCAGGGGUUCAAAAUGCUCGUAAUCCAAACCCGAGUUCUGACUCGACCUCCCCUGAACUCCAAAACGGGAAUCGUUCAGGCAGAACCGCUGAUCUGAAUGAGUUCAGUCAAGUCUGCGGACGCUCACAUUGAAGUCAAAGCUCGAAAAAUGAUCCACGGAGCCCCGAUGCGGAUUGACCGCGGAAACAGAAACGUCAAGCUACUUACUUGGCCCUUGGAAUUUGAGGCGCAACGGAAAUAUCCAUCCAUCCAUCCAUCCAUCCAUCCAUCCAUCGUCUUGCGCUUAUCCGAGGCAGGCCAGGGGGCGGCCAAGUAGCGCAUGAGCAGGGAAACGCAGACUUCCCUCUCCACAGCCGCUUCUUUCAGCUCUUCCCGAGGCAUUCCGAGCAACCCGGGUGAGACGUGGUCUCUCGCCAACGUUUCCCAGGUCGUCCUCGGGGUCUCCUUCCAGUGGGACCAGCCCAGCGUCCGGUCCACUUUUUCCAAACGAUUUGCGCACUUAAGUUCAUGCCUGUAUGUAAGUAUUGAGUAGAUUAAGCGGCGAUAGGAGGAGCAUCUCGUUUAUACGUUUUCAUCAAACAUUAGCAGUGCUGUGUUCAUGCUAGCCCGGGGCGGAAUGUAGACACCGACGAGUAAGAAUAAAGGACAAAAACCUCACAUGGCGAGUAAAAUGGCCCCGACCCCCAUGAAGAUAAGCGGUCCAGUGGAUGGAUGGAUAAAAUUCCCUUAGCGGCUUGAUGCUAACGCAAUGGACAACACCACCAACCGGCAUCUCCGGUGAAGAACGCAUGGCGUUGACGAGCAUAUAUUAUUUACCCUGUGCAAAAA